AGCGUUCCUUAUAUGCUUCUCCAUCGUUGAAGUCAGUCUUUCCUAGAAUACAUAUUGUCCGCAGGGCUUCUCGUCGCCACACGAUACUCUGACUCUUGCAUGGUCUCGGUCGGUAAGGUACCUGGGUUAGCGAGGCUAAGCUUUCCAGCUCGCUUGCCCCGAAAUAGUAGCCCUUUGCUUUACCACUUCGAGUGCACGACACCUGCCAAGUCUGCUGAACGGCGUCCACUAGCCAACCAGACGCAAGUCGAUAGUCAGGAUAAGGUCGAUCAUGUACACACGAGUCGGGAAUCCGCUGCCGUGGCGGAUGGACUGGCCUAGAAAAGCCAUGGUUCAACCGGUACCGACCUGGUCAGCCUUACUCCAGACAACAAGGCUAGGAGAUCAGAGCGAGGCUAGCGGUGCUGUCCGA
This is a messenger RNA of Macroventuria anomochaeta, 412 nucleotides long. RefSeq lists its product as uncharacterized. Lineage: Eukaryota; Fungi; Ascomycota; Dothideomycetes; Pleosporales; Didymellaceae. The record is from RefSeq and is a predicted model, not a curated record. The transcript has a single exon. The coding region runs from base 100 to 321 and encodes 73 amino acids.